AUGUUUCAACGCUCGCUCAAAGUGCAGCUCCUCAGAAAUGCGACUGGCUCCCCGGGGAAGAGAGCGGCCGCAGGCGUCCGGAAUGCGCUCAUCACUCGACGCCAUAACGCGACUGUGGCUGCCGCGUCUGAGGACGCGACGGAGCAGUCCAACGAACGAAACGAGGGAUGGCUGUUCGUUGACUCCGUCUUCCCCUAUCGGCUAGGAGCCUGGGACAUACGGCGCUAUGUGAGCUACUUCCGAAGAGAACCCCUCAUCGACGAGCUCCACUCGCUCUUUGCCAACGUGACAGACUACGGCUUCAAGGUCGUCGCCGUAGAGCCCCACGAGAAGGACGGUGGUGUCUUCGUCAAGUUCUCCUACGAUGCAACAGCCGAGGGUGACCAGAAGGAUCUAAUGGAGAAGCUGGGGGGAUUGGCUGCCAAGCACGGUGGAGUCCCGUCAUGGUUUGGUGUAUCGCGUGGGGAUGUUUGGCUCGUGAAGGGCAGACCAUGGCGAGAGGACAUGAACCGCUUCCCAUCCAACAUCCUCCGCGUCUCCUUCGAGGGCCCGGACGUCCCCGAAGAGUCCCUCUACGACCUCCUCCGCCCCUCUCCUCCGCCCGUCGCGGGUGGCCUCCGCUACUCGACCGUGACCUUCAGCCGCCUGCGUUCCGCUGCAAUCGCCCAUAAUGCGAUUCACGGGUUGGCGGUGCAGCCGUCGUCUGCGUCUGCGACGGCGAAGACGAUACUGAGGACGACGUACCAGGCGCCGGUGCAGGCGCACGCUGUGCGCGAUUAUGUGACGAGCCACCCGAGGAUAUUCUUGCCGGUGCUGUUCUUCGUGCUGGGGACGUUGACGUAUACGAUCUUCGACCCCAUUCGAGUACUGAUGGUUGAGGGUACGCUCGAGGGCUGGUUUGACAUCACAAAAUUCCAGGCGUACCAAUGGCUCCGAAAUACCGCCCUGCCGAAGUUCUCUCUGUCGCUUGCUGCCACAGACGGCGAAACGACACGGGCUCAUGCCCAAGGCGUGUGGAAGGAGCGCAAGGACGCGGAGAGUGCUGUGGAGAGGUACCUCAACGACAUGCCGGGCACGGUGGCCUUUAUCUAUGGCCCUCAGGGGAGCGGCAAGACAAGCAUGAUCUCGGGCUUGCUCAAGCAGUCGGGCAGGAUAGCACUGGUGAUCGACGUAUCAGAGCUGUCGAAGGCUUCGUCCGACGCGGCCCUCCUCUCCUCGCUCGCCCGGCAGACCGGCUACUGGCCCGUCUUCUCCGUCUUCAACUCGCUCAACAACCUCAUCGACCUCGCCAGCGUCGGGGUGAUCGGGCAGAAGGCCGGCCUGAGCACCUCAUUCACCGACCAGCUGAAGCAGAUCCUCGAGGUCGUCGGCACGGGCCUCGGGCGCGUGAACACGACGCACCGGCGGCAGCACGACCGCGCCGUGCAGAACGCGCAGCUCGCCGCUGUGCGCCGCGAGGAGGAGGCACGCGUGCGGGAGCGCAUCCGCGCGGGCGCGUGGCACGACGGGCGCGUGGACUGCAUCGCGGGGAACGGCGUGAUGAGCGAGUUGGGCGUGGGCGACGAGGUGUUCGAUCGCGAGGAGGAGGGGCUGCACGUCGUCAGCGCGGUGUCGCGGGGCGAUGGCGAGAAGGAGGGAAAGAUGGCGGAGAAGCGCGAGGAAAGCAGGGAGAGGGAGGACGUGCAGAGGCGGGAGCGGAGCGCGGGGGACGUGGAGGUGAUUGAGGCGAUGCCGAUUGUGAUCAUAAAGGGAUUCGAGAGUAAGGGCGGGGGCGCGAGUAAGGAGGAGAUGUUGGAUGUGCUCUCGAGGUGGGCGGCGAGUCUGGCACAGAACCAGGUCGCGCACGUCGUCGUGGUGAGCGAGAACCGCGAGAAUGCAAAGAGGCUGACAAAGGCUCUCCCGUCUCAACCACUGAACGUCAUCGCCUUGUCCGACGCCGACAGCCCGAGUGCGCUCUCGUUCGUCAAGCAGAAGCUACAGGACAGCGGCGUCGACGUCACCUUCAACAAAGAGCAAGUCUCGCAUAUCCAGCGGCUAGGCGGGCGCGCCAGCGACCUCGAGAGCCUCACCCACAAAGUGCGCAACGGGCAGAGCGUACAGGAUGCGGUGGAGGACAUCAUCACGCGGGGCGUCAGCGAGAUCCGCAAGAACGCGUUUGGUGAGGACCUCGAGGACGCGAAGAACCUGCCGUGGUCGCGCGAGCAGGCGUGGGCGUUAAUGAAGAAGCUGUCGCAAAAGCCGGAGAUCUCGUACCACGACGUACUGAUGGACUUCCCGUUCAAGAACGACGAGACGGCUUUGAGGCAUAUGGAGCAUGCCGAGCUGAUCGCUAUUGGCACGGAGAAUGCUCGGCCAUCCACUAUCAAACCAGGUAAGCCGGUAUACAAGUAUGUCUUCGAGCGACUCGUGCAAGACCCCAUCUUCCGUGCAACGCAAGAUAUCGCCUUCAACGAGCGAGUCAUCGCUGCCUCAGAAAGCACCGUGAAGUCAUGCGAGCAAGAGCUUCUGACGUUGAAGGACGUCGAUGCUGGUACUGCAGACUGGAUGGGCUCACGGACAGCUGUGCGCGACCGUAUGAACUACCUGCUGAAGAAGAUGCGGUUAGCGGGUGACAAGAUCGAGAUGCUCGAGAAGCAGAACGCCAUCCUCCGGAAGGUGCUCUCCAAAUGAGGUCUCCAUUGUGCAUUCCCUUGUUGUAAUUAUGUUACGUCGCUUUCGCAGUCCACACAGUUACCCCACCACUCUUUCCAAUAACACAACAUGGAUGGUAUUGCUAUCGUUCAACAUACGCCUACGCCAAUAUACUAACAGUGUGAAAUAUAAUACGCAAUGCAGACCGUCAGCCCUGUGGAUAUGUACCCUACCUAUCUACCUAUGAACAUGUUGGAUGUGCGAGCCUUCAGCCCUACCGAGAUGUGAGUAAUGCCAAUGUUCUACCUACCUAUAAUGCGGAUAAUGCGAUGCGAUGAUGUGUACGUAUGGCCUUCAGCCUGUGACAAUCGGAUCCGACAGAGCAACUG
Molecule: messenger RNA, 3020 nt
Organism: Rhodofomes roseus
Lineage: Eukaryota; Fungi; Basidiomycota; Agaricomycetes; Polyporales; Fomitopsidaceae
Product: exonuclease
Exons: 16
Coding region: 1-2670 (889 amino acids)
Cellular component (GO): mitochondrial inner membrane
Source: RefSeq, a predicted model, not a curated record